This is a messenger RNA of Trichomonas vaginalis G3, 1386 nucleotides long. Its product is annotated as 6-phosphogluconate dehydrogenase family. Gene Ontology annotation, biological process: pentose-phosphate shunt, oxidative branch; pentose-phosphate shunt. Gene Ontology annotation, molecular function: phosphogluconate dehydrogenase (decarboxylating) activity; NADP binding. The coding region runs from base 1 to 1386 and encodes 461 amino acids. Gene Ontology annotation, cellular component: cytosol. The transcript has a single exon. NCBI's taxonomy places the organism in Eukaryota, Parabasalia, Trichomonadida, Trichomonadidae. The record is from RefSeq and is a predicted model, not a curated record.
AUGACAGAUGAUAUAUGCGUUGUCGGAACAGGAGUUAUGGGUGCUUCCAUCGCAAGGAACCUCGCUCAUCAUGGCUCCAAAGUUAUUGGUUAUGAUAUCUCAUGGGAAAGAACACAGAAGUUACUCGAAUUAAAGGAGGAAAACAUUACAGGUUACAAGACACUUGAAGAGGUUGUCAAGAACCUUAAGACUCCUCGUGUUUUCCUUGUUAUGGUUAACGCAGAAUACGUUGAUGAUGUUAUUAAGUCACUCAAGCCUUUAUUGGAAAAGAACGAUAUCAUCAUUGACGGUGGCAACUCCCAUUGGCCAGAUACAGAAAGACGUCAGAAAGAAAUUGCUGACUCAGGAAUCCACUUUGUUGGCAUGGGUAUUUCUGGUGGCCAAGAAGGCGCUCUUAAUGGUCCAUCAAUGAUGUUUGGUGGAGCUCCAGAGGACUGGGAACGUUGCAAGCCAAUUCUUGAACCAAUCGCAGCCAAAUCUGCUGAUGGCCAGCCAUGCGUUGACUUCAUGGGCAAAGGUGGCAGUGGUCACUUUGUCAAGAUGGUUCACAAUGCUAUCGAAUACUCAGAUAUGCAGCUUAUCGCCGAAACAUAUUUCUUACUCAAGAAUUCUCUCAACAAAUCCAACGAUGAGAUCGCAGACAUCUUCGGCGAAUGGAAUAAGGGUGUUCUCAAGUCCUAUUUGGUCGAAAUCACAGAGAAAGUCUUGAGAAAGAAAGAAGGUGAUGUUUCAUUGAUUGAUUUAAUCGUCGAUGCUGCAGAACAAAAAGGAACAGGAAAAUGGACAUCUCAGGAUUCCUACGAUAUCCCAGCUUGCACACCUGCUUUUGGUGAGGCCGUUUACGCUAGAGUUCUCUCAUCCUUGAAAGAUGAGAGAGUCGAAGCUGAAAAAGUCAUCAAUCAUCAUUCCAUUGAGAAUUCAGAAAUCAAAAUUACAGUUGAAGACCUUGAAAAGGCUCUCUACGCUUCAAAGAUCAUCUCAUACGCUCAAGGCUUAUGCAUGAUCCAGAAAUUCUCAAAGAAGAACGGUUACGAUAUUGAUAUUUCAAAGUGCGCUAAGGUUUGGAGAGGCGGCUGCAUCAUCAGAGCUGACUUCUUGAAUGAUAUUUCCAAGUACUACACAAAGGAGACAAAGAACCUUUUGUUGAUUCCAUUCUUCAAAGAGGCUGUUGAACAGAGACUUGAAUCACUUCGUAAUAUCGUUGCUUACAGCUCUCUCAAGGCUCUUCCUGUCCCACUUUACUCUUCUUGCCUUUCAUACCUCGAUUCAUACACAAGAGCUAAGCUCCCAGCUAACCUUAUCCAAGGCCUUAGAGACUUCUUCGGCGCUCACACUUACGAAAGAAUUGAUAAAUGCGGCCACUUCCAUACAGAGUGGACUGCUUAA